Messenger RNA from Podarcis raffonei (Aeolian wall lizard), 2675 nucleotides. RefSeq names its product dual specificity phosphatase 4 (gene DUSP4). Gene Ontology annotation, cellular component: cytoplasm; nucleus. Lineage: Eukaryota; Metazoa; Chordata; Lepidosauria; Squamata; Lacertidae. The coding region runs from base 483 to 1604 and encodes 373 amino acids. Gene Ontology annotation, molecular function: protein tyrosine/threonine phosphatase activity; MAP kinase tyrosine/serine/threonine phosphatase activity. The transcript is spliced from 4 exons. Gene Ontology annotation, biological process: endoderm formation; protein dephosphorylation; negative regulation of MAPK cascade. The record is from RefSeq and is a predicted model, not a curated record.
AAGCGGCCCCUUGAGUUGCUUGGGUGUUCCCUAUCGCCGCCGCCCCUCCGCGCUCCGCUUCCCAUUCACAAAGCCUGGGGCCGCCGCCAGUAGAACGCGCCUCCUUCCUUUCCCUCCCGCCCCUCCUCCUCCUUUAUUUUUAUUAUGAAUGGAACGCGCGCACAAGCGGCGGGGCCGCGUUCGAUUCCUCCCAUUGUGACGUCGCGCGUUCCAUUCAAGGCGAGCGGAGGCAAGAAUGGGGCCCGGCGGCGGGGAGAGGGAAAGCCGAGCCGAGCCGGGAGGGCGGGGCGAGGUAGUAAAAGCGACCCUCCCACGCGCUCCGGAGGGCGCGCGGCCAGCACCGCCGUCGCCACCAGCGGCAGCAGCAGCUGCGCUUCCUUCUCCGCGGCCGCGCUAGGGCUACGCGCAAGAGGAGCGCGCUAAGGCCCGUGUCCCGCAGCAGCAGGAGGGAGAGGGAGGGAGGUUGCGCGGCGGCGGCGGCCAUGGCGGAGCUGCGCGAGAUGGAGUGCGUGGGGCUGCAGCGCCUCCUGCACGGCGGGGGCUCCGGCCAGGGCGGCAAGUGCCUCCUCUUGGACUGCAGGCCUUUCCUGGCGCACAGCGCGGGCCACAUCCGCGGCGCGCUCAACGUGCGCUGCAACACCAUCGUCCGGCGCAGGGCCAAGGGCUCCGUCAGCCUGGAGCAGAUCCUGCCGGCCGACGACGAGGCGCGCGCCCGCCUCCGCUCGGGGCUCUACUCGGCCGUGGUGGUGUACGACGAGCGCAGCGGGCGGGCGGACGCGCUGCGGGAGGACAGCACCGUGGCGCUGGUGGUGCGGGCGCUGCGCCGGGACGCGCAGCACGCCGACAUCUGCCUGCUGAAAGGCGGCUAUGAGAGGUUUCACUCGGAAUAUCCGGAAUUCUGUGCAAAGACAAAAUCUCCGACUGCUGCGUCCGUUGUGGCAACUGCAGAGUACCUUGAGCACAGCUGCAGCUCCUGUGGGACACCGCAACACGAUCAGGGUGGCCCCGUGGAAAUCCUUCCGUUCCUCUUCCUUGGCAGCGCACAUCACGCCGCCCGGAGAGACAUGCUGGACGCCUUGAGGAUCACCGCCUUGUUGAAUGUUUCCUCGGACUGCCCAAACCACUUUGAAGGACAUUUUCAAUACAAAUGCAUCCCGGUGGAAGACAACCACAAAACCGACAUCAGCUCCUGGUUCAUGGAAGCGAUUGAAUACAUAGACUCCGUGAAGGCCUGUCACGGCCGCGUCCUAGUGCACUGCCAAGCAGGCAUUUCCCGAUCGGCGACCAUCUGCCUGGCCUACCUGAUCAUGAAGAAGCGGGUGAAGCUCGAGGAAGCCUUUGAGUUUGUCAAGCAACGCCGGAGUAUCAUCUCCCCCAACUUCAGCUUCAUGGGACAGCUUCUCCAGUUCGAGUCCCAGGUUCUGGCUACGUCGUGCGCCGCCGAGGCCGCCAGCCCGUCGGGGACGCUGAGGGAAAGGGGGAAGAGCUCCUCCACGCCCACCUCCCAGUUCGUCUUCAGUUUCCCGGUCUCGGUGGCUGUGCACUCCACUGCCAGCAGCCUCCCUUACCUGCACAGCCCCAUCACCACUUCUCCCACUUGCUAGAGAAGGCCUCUGUGGGUUGCGCCCGCGGGUGACCCAAGGACAGAAAGCCGGGCAGCCCCGUUGGCCACCGAUCAUGGCAAUAACGUACUCUGCCCACCCAGCAGCCAAUCAGAGUCCACCCAGAGACAGAGCAAUAACAGCUACCCUUGCAGCUGGAAUAUUCGGGUGGGGAGAGGGAGGCGGCUGCAGCAUGUCUUUUUGUGGCAAGAUGACUUACCUCAUUUUUUAAAGUAUAUAUAUAUAAUAUAUAAAAACGUUUGAAAUUGUGAAAUCGUCACGUUCUGGUGUGUGGGGAAGCGUGAGGGAGACGCACGCCCUGAGACAGGAGGAGGGAGCUCACUCUGUUGCCAAUGUUCCUCUUGGUGUAUUUCCCCCGCUGGUUCCUGAUGCGUAUAUGAGGCCUACAGCAUGGGGUUUGAAGCCACAGCUUCUCAAAGUGCCUGGUUUUUGGUUGCUGCUGCUAUUAUGUCUUAUUAUUAUUAUUUAUUAAGAGGCCCAGGGUGGUUUUGAAGUAGGAGAAAGAGGUGGCUAUUACCUCACAAAGCCGUUCUUGGAUUCCACCGAAGCAGCUCUGUGUAAAAAUAAUCAGAUCAAAAAUGGCUUCUGUUUUGGCUGAGAGUAACAAACACACUUGUUUAGAAAAUGUUGGUGUGGAGCAGGAAUCCACCAUAUUCAGUGUGGAAUUUCCUCAUGGUUGGCACUUUCGGUUCCUUGCCUAAGUAGUGCCCUUCCUGCAUGCAUUGGAAGGAAAAUGACUUAGCCCCUGGUUUGAUUUUGGGCGUCCUGUUUAUAUGGACCGCUCUCUGUGGUUCUAGAGAGGAAUAAGCUGCCAGCCUUGGCAAACCUGGGCCCUCCAGAUGUUGGACUUCACUCCCCAUCAUUCCCAGCCAAUGUGGCCGAUAGUCGGGGAUGAUGGGAGUUGUAGUUCAGCAACACCUGGAGAGUGCCAACUUGGUGAAGGCUCAGCUAGCUUAUGUAGCCUCUUCUCCCUGGGUACUGCAUGGCCCAAUCCAGUAUUGGUUUCACCAGCGUCUAGGGUCUCCCCCAACCUGACAUCUGUGCCCUUUAAAA